This is a messenger RNA of Durusdinium trenchii, 2120 nucleotides long. NCBI's taxonomy places the organism in Eukaryota, Dinophyceae, Suessiales, Symbiodiniaceae. The record is from the annotation of a GenBank genome assembly.
CGCGGAUAGAACGUCCCCUUUUUGGUGCUUCUUCAGCACUUGCUGAGCUGUUUCUGCAGCGUUCCAAAGCCACCGUGGCCGUGCGAAGUCAAAGUGCUUUGCUCAUGGUGCCAGGUGGCGGCUGUCCUGGUAGCGGAUGUGCUGGAAGCUGUCCAGGUGGCUGUCCAGGUCUUUCAUCGCCAACUUCUUCUCCUAGCACAAUGUCAGGAAUGAUGCCUGGUAUGAUGCCAGGUGCUAUGGGGGCGAUGCCGAUGAACGGUAUGGGUGGUAUGGGUGGCAUGCCAAUGGGUGGCAUGGCUGGUGGCAUGGCUGGUGGAAUAGGUAGUGGAAUGGGUGGUGGAAUGGGUGGUGGAAUGGGUGGUGGAAUGGGUGGUGGAAUGGCUGGUGGAAUGGCUGGUGGAAUGGCUGGUGGAAUGGGAGGUGGAAUGGGGCGCGGCAUGGGUGGUGGCGGCAUGGCUGGCGUGGGCGGUGGAAUGGGAAGUGGCAUGGGUGGUGGCAUGGGGGGUGGCAUGGGAGGUGGAAUGGGGGGUGGCAUGGGGGGUGGUAUGGGUGGUAUGGGAAAUAUGGGGGGCAUGCCUAUGAUGGGCAUGGGUGCAAUGCCCAUGAUGGGCACCAUGAACCCUAUGGCCAUGAUGAAUAUGGCAGCUAUGAUGAACAUGGCAAUGGGGAAUGCGGAGGAAGAGGAGGAGAAGGUAGCCCAGCCACCUCCAGAGCAAAUAGACCCCAGAGUGAAGGAAAUCUGCCGACACUUUGGUAUAGACGACAAGAUUUGCGAGAAGCUAAACAAGGCAAUGAAGACCAGAGAAGACUUUGAUGAGGAUAUGCAAGUCCUAUGGCACAUCAUGGAGAAGGGUGCCAAAAAUAACAAGAAAUCAGUAGAUGUGAUGCUCGUGAAGAUCCGCGAGAUCAACAAUGGCACAUUUAUUGGCAAAGACCUGCUAGACCCGGAGAUCAAAGAUUUUGCCUGGAAAUACAAUUUGGACGAUCAGCUUUUACACCGACUAAUCAAAACCAUGAAGAAGAGAGGGAAGCACAAAUCCCAGGAUUUGAAAGACAUGGACGAGCGCAUUGGCAAUGCCAAGCAUCCAUCUGGACUACUAGUGCGGAUGUUGGAAGGCCUGGAGGAGAACGGGAAAAUGCCUCCUGCCCCGGGCUGGUUGAUGCAAAGCCACGCUGGUAGUGCAAGAAGAGAACCUGCUGAUGCCAAGGACAGAAAGAAGUCACGGUCUCGCUCCAAGGGUCGGUGAUGCGGCGAUCAGCGUGAAAAAGGCUUCAGGUGUUCUCUUUGACAGCGGAAUCCAUGAUACGACAAACAUCAGAAUUGCAGAAACAGAAACACAAAGUGGAGCCAAGUUGGGAACACAAAGUCCGAAGACAAAGGCAAUUUCCUUUUGGAUGUUAGUUCAACAGCUGGAUGACAAAGCAUGGACAUCAUGCGACAAGUACAAAUGCGGCUUGAAUUCCUUACCCCUGGCUGAGAAAGUCAUGCGUGUCCUUUGGUUGCUGCACAUCUACAAUGGCAUUUGCAGCGUGCUUCUCCAGUACGCACCUUUGCAACUCCGAAAUAUCAAGACUGAAGUGUGAUGCAAGACAAGGUGUGUUUUUGGCCUGCAAAGAAUAGGACCAUCUAUCAUGUCGACUAGCACCUAGCACCUUCAGCUGCAAAGCUGACCGCAUGCGUUCCACAAGCUUUGAACGUGUCUCCAGCAAAGUGGCAGCUGUGUUUAUGAUACUUAUGUGCCUUACCGACGGAUUGCUUGUUCAGAGCAAAGAAGGCAGACUUGAACAUUCAAUGGCGUUUACAAUUCUUGACACAUGUUUUGGCCGUUGCCUUAGACGCUUACACUUCAUAUAACACCCAACUUCUGUUAUCAGAACCAAUGAUCUUCCAACGGGAUUCAAACCUUCUUAAAGAAGCUUAUUCUUUGGCGUGGCAGAUGGAACCUACAUGCCUGCAUUAAAAAUAACAUCAAUUCAAUUCAAGGACAUACAGGGAACCGGAUACAUCCCGGUACCAAUUGGAUCGAGCAGUGGCAGUUGGAGUGCCUAUGAGUGCGAAAAGCGCUUUGUACUGCUCGCCAUAGGUCUUGAAGAAGCAGAAGUAAUGUCAGGAACCCAUG